CAUAUCAAUACGUGAUUUUUAUUUAUGUCGCCGUUUGUUUUUGUGAAUAGGGGAUUUGAUAUAAAGAAAAAAGAAAACAAUAAAAUAUGUAUGUCAUACAUGUCAUCUAUACGACAUAUAAGAAAAGGAAAGAAAGACAGAAAUAUCACAAAUACAUGACUCAUAUUAUAACACUUUUGGAUUUAAAGUUCAUCGCAUAUUGUAAUAAAACACACAUCUCUUUUAGGUAUAAAAGAUGGCGUGAUUUUCAUUGAGAAGAAAUUUACAUCAUCAUUGUUAUUUCUUUUCUUCUUCUUCUCUUCUCUAGUUAGUCGUGCAAUGAUAACGUGGUAGAAAAAAAAUAUCCGGACACAUACAUAUGUGAUACCUUCGUUUAUUUCAUAUAAAUACUCCGUUCUCUUUCUUCUUUCUUUCAUAGUCAAAUGAAUACUUACCGAACAUUUAUGUCGAAAUAUAUAUUUUAUUUUUUUAAUGGACGUGGUCGUGCUGAAGUUUCCCGUUUAAUAUUUGCUAUAGCUGGUCAACAAUAUGACGAUAUUCGUUAUGAAGGUUCUGAAUAGCCGUCACAUAAAGCUGAAAUGCUCUUAAGUCAAAUGCUUGUUGUAGAAUAUGAAGGUAUAAAAUUACCACAAUCAUUAGCUAUUGCUCGUUUUCUUGCUAAACAAUUUAAUUUGGCUGGUAGAGAUUAUUUUGAACAAGCUAAAGUCGAUGCUGUUGCUGAUACAAUUAAUGAUUUAUUACGAAAAUUUCUUCGACUUCGUUUCGAAAAAGAUAAAAGCAAAAAACAAGAACUUAUGAAAAAAUUCUUUGAUGAAUAA
This is a messenger RNA of Rotaria sp. Silwood2, 818 nucleotides long. The record is from the annotation of a GenBank genome assembly. NCBI's taxonomy places the organism in Eukaryota, Metazoa, Rotifera, Eurotatoria, Philodinida, Philodinidae.